GUCAAAUCAACGUGAGUCACGAACUGUCAAUUAUGUCAAAAUAAAUCAAAAAUCAAACUUUUUGAAAUACAAUUAAAAUAAACUUGUAAAUUAUGGCAGAUUUUAAAGUAGUAACGUCAGAUUUUGUAAAUGUUCAAAUUUCUACCUCCAAAGAUGACAUAUCAUUUAACGAAAAGAGGUUUCCUAAGGAUUUAACAAUAUCAGAUCUAAAGGUGAAACUUGAACUAAUUACUGGUGGAAGUUGUAACACCAUGCAGCUUCAAGCAUUCUCCAAAGACAACAAAUUAAUAUGCUCGUUGGAUGAUAAUUCCGCUCUUCUGGGGUCAUUUCCUUUGGAAGACGGCGUGAGACUCCACGUAGUAGACAGUUUUGUAAUGAGGAAUGAAUUAGAUUUUGGAAACGUUCCAAAAUUCGAGCUAUCAAACGAUGAAUAUGACAAAAAGGGUGAUACAGUGAGGUCUUUUUUGAUGAAGAAUAAGUUAGGAAAAUAUGGUGGUAAUAGUGACGCAAAGAAAAAAGAAGCUACAGAAGCAGAAGAAAAGAAAUUGGCUGAUGAAAUGACUGUCGGUGCUAGGUGUAAAGUUUCAGUUCAAUCUGCUCCUGAUAGAUUAGGAACAGUAAUGUAUACAGGAAUAGUAGAAGGGCUACCUGGAUAUUGGAUAGGUGUCAAAUAUGAUGAACCACUUGGAAAAAAUAAUGGAACAUUAAAAGAUAAACAAUAUUUUGAAUGUCCCGACAAGUACGGGGCCUUUGUCAAACCUCAUAAUGUAACAGUUGGUGAUUUCCCAGAAGAAGAUUAUGAUUUAAAUGAGGAGAUUUAAUUGCCAUUCCAAGUAUUAACAACAAAAUCAUAAUUUUUACUCAAUAAAUUGUGAUCAUGCUUAUUAUGUUAAUAAAACGCUUAAUAUUUCCUAUUAUACUUAUUGAUAAUGUAAAAACUAUAAUUUUCAAAAUCAAGAUGAUUUUAAUAAUAAAAUGCGUAUUUUUUUAAUAUAUUUGUAGUGUUUUGUUUAAUUAUUAUUGUAUAUAAUGUUUUUCUCUUU
Psylliodes chrysocephalus is the source of this 1043-nucleotide messenger RNA. The record is from the annotation of a GenBank genome assembly. NCBI's taxonomy places the organism in Eukaryota, Metazoa, Arthropoda, Insecta, Coleoptera, Chrysomelidae.